This is a messenger RNA of Myxozyma melibiosi, 1618 nucleotides long. RefSeq lists its product as uncharacterized. NCBI's taxonomy places the organism in Eukaryota, Fungi, Ascomycota, Lipomycetes, Lipomycetales, Lipomycetaceae. The record is from RefSeq and is a predicted model, not a curated record. Bases 83 to 1192 code for a protein of 369 amino acids. The transcript has a single exon.
UCCUUCUUUAUCUCUGCCUCUCCUCCUCUUCUCCUUCUAUCUCUUAUCGUCUAUCUCUCCUCCCUCUCCUCCAUCAUCUCUCAUGGCUCUCGCUGUCCCCCGCCGCUCCGCCUCCCGCUCUCGUCGCGGCGUUUCCCCCGCUCCCGUCCACGCUCAUGAUCCACUCGCCUCCACUACGCUCGAUCACUCCGUCUCCCCCCUCGAGCUGCCCUCUUCCACCAUCUACUCGGCCUCCGCCCAGCUGCGCUUCCUAGCUGACUCUUCCGCUGCAAACGCUGAGCUCUUCUGGCAGCUCCAGUCCGAAGCCCGCCGCUCUUCGUUCUCCUCGACCUCUUCUUCCGCAUCUUCCCCCGCUUCUUCCGCCGCUCGCGCUACCGCCUCCACCGCUCCACCAUCCGCCGCCGCCCCCACCGCUCCCCCCGGCACCGCUCUCGUCUACAUCCACGCCGUCAGACCCACCGACACUCUUCCUUCGAUCCUGCUCACCUACAAGACAGACGCCGCUACAGUCAAAAAAACAAACCGGCUAUGGGCGAACGACGCCAUCCAGACCCGCGCCUCGCUCAUGCUUCCGACAGACAAGUGCGCAAUCCCUCUGCAGUGCCACCUCCGCGCCGAGAAAGGCCAGCUCAGUAACUUCAAGGGCGUCCCUGCCGGAUCGAGUCUGGUUGGCUGGGCCAUCGUCGACGGCGUCGGUCAGCACGUCGAGGUUUGCGCCGUACCCUGCGCGAGACUGGGCUACUUCCCCUCCCGCUCUGCCGUCUCGGUCGCGACUUCGGCGUCCGCCUCGUCUUCCCCUCGCAUUUCCGUCGACUCCAUCGCUGCCACGGACUGCACUACUGACAGCGACUCGUCUUCGAUCUCUACUGCUGAUCUGAACUACAAAGUCAGCUCGCCUAGUAUAGAGUCAGAGUCCCUGCCGUCAUCACAACAGCCGUCGGAAAAGCAGCCGUCACAGCCGCAGCAGUCGCUGUCCCCUUCCUGGUUCUCGAAAGUGGUCUGGGGAUUGGCUGGAACGAGCACCGGCUCUAGCGUCGUCAGCAUCGACAACAACAACAAGAGCCGCAGAGCUGUCUCGUCAGAGUCUGGAGGCGCCUCGACGCCCCGUGCUGGUCGGGACCGUGCCUCGCCACGCAUCGUGCCUGCUCAGGAGGAUUUCGAGAUGCUUCCCGAGGAGGAAUUAUAUAGAUAGUCUGUAAAGCCUUGUAUCAUUCCUUGUAUCUUUUUUUUUCACUUUUUGUUUCACUUGUAUCAUUUGUUUGGCGCUUUUUCUUUGGGCGUAUGUUUAUGGUCGUUUAUGGAUUGGAAAUGGAUAAAAAAACAUUCAUGGGGUUUGUUUUGGUUUUGUUCAUAUGUUCGACAUUGCAUUUUUUCUGUUUAUUUUGAUUGUAUUGUCAAUACUCCGCGUUUUCCGUUUGGAAGAGUUGUCACUCCAAUAUCUACCUACUAUUACAUACCAACACCACUAUGAAUCAACUUUACUCAUUGUAUUCUGUAGAUAGAUGCAUAUCAUACUACAUAAAAGCUACACAUAUAUUAUAUAUAUCGCAUAUUCUGCAAAACCACACAGGUUAACAGACAGAUUACGUUAUCAACGCGCGGAGUACGCGACUGUAGU